Molecule: messenger RNA, 3459 nt
Organism: Bombus impatiens (common eastern bumble bee)
Lineage: Eukaryota; Metazoa; Arthropoda; Insecta; Hymenoptera; Apidae
Gene: spas
Product: spastin
Exons: 7
Coding region: 541-2679 (712 amino acids)
Cellular component (GO): microtubule cytoskeleton
Molecular function (GO): microtubule severing ATPase activity; ATP binding; ATP hydrolysis activity
Source: RefSeq, a predicted model, not a curated record
UGCAUAAAGUAAUCUAUCUCGUGUGGAAUGUAGAACACAUAUUAAACGAAGUAAAUACAGAGGUGCAUGUAUGUAAUACAAGAUUCUCUAUGUAUAUAUUUUUGUAUACACGAUUUUGUAAAACAACGUUUGUUGAUGUUUGUAAAUCCAUAUUACACGUUGAUGUUCCGAGUUAAACGUGAAUCAAAACAAGCGAUGCUGAAGAAGAUCGCGGAUCAUUCUAUUUCGUUCAUGAUUUACCAAUCCCAAACACCACGGAAUUCCGAAUCUUGUCGUUCUUUUCUUUUAUCUCGUUCGCCAAAUCGCCAGUGAAAACAAUCGUCGUCUUCAAUCUGCAACUGUUUCUAGGAAGAUUAAGUUGUUGAGCUUCCGAAAUGUUUUUUAAGAAGAUGAUCUAAGACAACUUGAAAAUCGUCUUUCAUUUUCAACAUUUAUGCAACAUUGGGAAUGUCAGAAUGUUUAACUCAACCUGUAUUUGGCGAUAAUAAGUGUGUAUUUUGUAGCAUACGAAUAUACGAAUUCAAAAAUUUGCGAUAGGAAAUGUCUUACAGUGAUGGCGGGCGUCCAAUUCGGAAGUAUGGCACAAAGUCGCCGAAAAAGUUAUGCGUGACGAAGAAUGAAAAUAGUGAUAAAACAACAACAACCAUUAACUGCAAUAAUCAUCACCAUAAUCAUUACCAUCAUAAUCAUCGCUUUCUCGACACCCCUCAGCCGUCAGUACACAAACGUAAUCUCUAUAUUGUUUCUUUUCCUUUGAUACUGCUGUUCAAUGUUCUGAGGACACUUCUUUAUCAGUUAUUUGUGGUAUUUAAGUACUUAUAUACAUCUACAUCUCAGCUGAUUCAACGAAGACAAGCUUGCAAGCAGACCUGCCAGCUAGAGAUCGUAGUUGGUCAAAAGUCUAGUGAAAAUUUAAAUAAUAAUUUAAAUAAUCCUGGGCAAACUGAGAACGAGGGAAUGUCGCAAGUGCCUAGAAGGCAGGUUGGUCCUGGCCCUGGAGACCCAUUACUUGCAAAACAAAAGCAUCAUCAUCGUAGAGCUUUUGAAUUUAUUAGUAAAGCACUUAAGAUUGACGAAGAUAAUGAAGGCCAGAAAGAAAUGGCAAUUGAACUUUAUAAGAAGGGAAUUGGAGAAUUAGAAAAAGGAAUAGCUAUAGAAUGUAAUGGUGGUCGAGGAGAAGUAUGGGAACAUGCACAAAGACUUCAUGAUAAAAUGCGCACUAAUUUGGCAAUGGCAAAGGAUAGACUUGAUUUUCUUGUGAGUGUGUGUGAGCUGAAAAAACUGGAUAUCUGCAAUGAAUAUCGUGCUCCUGGAAAUAAAAUGGACAACGAACAUCCAGGAAAGAAUCUGAGGGUCCGACGCAAUAUACACACAUUACAAACAACUCGAUCUUCUUUAAAUACAAAUCAUACUAAAAACACAAACAGUACACAAACAGUGAACAUAGGGCAGAAUACAUGUACCCAAAUUCCCAAGUUAAGGCCACGUUCACCAAAAAACUAUUCUGCCCAUUCUGAAGCAUCUGGAAGAAAAUUAUCUGUUCCUGGAAAAAGAGUGGGGACAGUUAUAAGCAAAAGUCAAACAUUACCACGCAGCAUGGGACGCUCAACACCAGUACAAUCUUGUCAUAGAGUUACACCUAUUAAACCAUCAUCUACGCCACCUUCUGUAAAAAGACAAUUAUCAGUACCUGGAAAUGGUUCACCUGUUAGGAGACCAGGAACACCAACUACAUCAAACAGUAAUAGAGGAACACCUACAAGAAAAGUACCUCUUUUAAAAGGUGUAGAUCCGAAACUUGCACAAGUAAUUUUAGAUGAGAUUUUAGAAGGAGGUGCAGCAGUACAUUGGGAGGACAUUGCUGGUCAAGAAACUGCAAAGCAAGCAUUACAAGAGAUAGUCAUCUUGCCUUCAUUAAGACCAGAAUUAUUUACUGGCUUACGAACACCGGCAAGAGGUUUAUUAUUAUUUGGUCCACCAGGAAAUGGAAAGACAUUGCUUGCACGUGCUGUGGCUACCCAGUGCAACGCUACAUUUUUUUCAAUAUCUGCUGCUAGUCUUACAUCGAAAUAUGUUGGAGAAGGAGAAAAGCUAGUACGAGCUCUUUUUGCUAUAGCACGAGAAUUACAGCCAUCUGUGAUCUUUGUUGACGAAGUGGAUUCGUUGUUAAGUGAACGUAGAGAUAAUGAACAUGAAGCUUCACGGCGAUUGAAGACGGAAUUUUUAGUUGAAUUUGAUGGUUUGCCAUGUAAUCCAGAAGAAAGGGUAUUAGUUAUGGCUGCUACAAAUAGACCUCAAGAAUUGGAUGAAGCUGCAUUAAGGAGAUUCACAAAGCGAGUAUAUGUUACGUUGCCAGAUUUACGAACAAGAAUUAUGUUACUGAAGCGACUUUUAGCUAAACAUAAUGAUCCUUUAACACCAGAAGAACUAAAUGAGAUGGCAGUUUUAACUCAGGGCUAUUCUGGAAGCGAUUUAACGGGUUUAGCAAAGGAUGCAGCACUUGGCCCUAUUAGAGAACUUAAUCCAGAUCAAGUAAAAGAAUUGGACCUUAAUUCCGUACGCAAUAUUACAAUGCAAGAUUUUCGUGAUUCGCUUAAAAGAAUUCGUAGAUCAGUGUCACCUGCAAGUUUAGCAGCUUAUGAAAAGUGGAGCUUCGAAUAUGGUGAUGUAAGUCUAUGAUUUUUAAGAAUUAGUUGAUGCACAAGGCUGGAAAAUAAGUUACACUAAAAUAUCUGCACAUUCUAAAAAAAAAAAGAAAAAAGGAACUUAAUGACGGAAAAUGCAACAAAAAUGAUUUUCUGCGAUAUUAAUUAUUACAGAGUGUAAAUAUAUCAGCUUUUACAUUUUCUAAGCUAAUUUAUAAAUGACAUCUAUAUACAAAAAGAAAAUGUUAUGAUAUUGCAAAAGGCACUCUUGCUAAGUACUGUUUUUUAAAUCAUAUUACAGCAGUAACACUGUAAUAUUACUAGCUUUAUAUUACAUAUAUAAUACAUUCUAUACUCCAUCCAGCAAUCAGGUAUUAUAGAUUUAAGUUUAAGUUGGUAUUACUUCAUACUUAUAUUACUACACUCUAAAGAUGUUGAUAUUAGAAUUCCAAUGUUUGUAGUUAUACUGUCUAUGUAGAUUUUGGUAACUUUUUAUUUCAUAUUUUGGUAAAUCAUGAACAUUAAUUUAUUAUUAUUUACUUUCUUGUUAUAUGAUUAUGCGCUAAUAAGUUUAGUAUAAAUUAUUCUAAUAAUGCAAAGAAGAAUGUAAUUCUACAAUUAGCAAUUACAAUAUGCACUUUAUAAUAAAAAGAGUAAUGUAAAUACUUAAUUACCAUUCAAGCACAAUUGAUUUGAAUAAUGUUAGCAGGAAGACUGUAUUUGCAUAUGAAACAGCUCACGUCCAAUCAGAUAAUAAAACAAUUACUGUAAUUGGGUGUAAAGGAUUAACUACUGCUAUAAUUAUGUUAUCAAA